Molecule: messenger RNA, 3215 nt
Organism: Caenorhabditis angaria
Lineage: Eukaryota; Metazoa; Nematoda; Chromadorea; Rhabditida; Rhabditidae
Source: the annotation of a GenBank genome assembly
AUGUCAAUGUGUGGAGUACUGUAUCAUUAUACAGUAAUGCAUUCCGAUCUGGUUACGGUAGAUCUCGAAAAUCCGAAAUAUCAUCGAAUCGAAGACUGCAACAUCACCGCAAUCGCGCUGAAUGACGUGGAUGCGGCAAAAAUUGCGCGAAUCCGCGCUGAACUCUCCGCCGCGUUUCCGCUUCCGCCUCGCGGACUCUUGACGCAAACCGCAAUCUGGUUGGACACGUUGCGACUCGUUGUGGCGGCGACGAAGGAUUUACGCGAUGAGUCGCCGCGACGUUGCGAUAUGUCGUGGCGCGGUGGCGAUGCGGUGCGACGCGCGUUUUUUGAGACGCGGUUGGAUGGAUUUUCGGGACCGGUUUUUUGGUCGAAUUCGGGGGAGAGAGCCAAUUAUUCACUGCAUAUUUAUAGGAGGAAGAAUUGUGAGUUUUUGGCGCCAAAAUUUGAUGUACAGUAUUCAAAAAAAAAAUUAUUGUAGGUAAAAUUUUCAAAUUUUUUUUCAGAAAACCUUUUUGAUAAACAUAUUAACGUUUUCCAAUUUUUUCAAAUUUCUGUUGAAAAAUGAUUGAAACGUACAUUUUCGGGGGCUAUUUUCUAGAACAAAAUUAUCAAAAACGUGAGCAUUAAAAAAAUAGUGAAGCCACGUGGCAUUAAGUACUGUAUGCACCUUUAACUCUGGAUAGUCUAGGCUGGAUUUCAAAGGGACAUACCGUAACCUGAUAGAAUCUAAAAGGCACAAAAUUAAGCCGGAAUUUGGAGUUUGAAAAUUUCUAAAUUUUGUAAUUUCCACGUGUCCUGCUGAAUUGAAUACUGUAUGUACCUUUAAACAUUUCUAACGGGAUUUUCAAAAAACAUUUUCAGAAUCUUGUUUCUGAAAAAAUUCUGCGCGCAAUUUUUUGAUCUACAGUAUCCUACAGUACCUUUUCAGCGCUUCGAAAAUUUGCCGAAUGGAAUAGUCGAACCCGCGAAAUCACAUCAGCUGAAGCCACAACCCACGUGGCAAAUCAGAGUCAAAAAUUGACGUUGGAGGGAAAACAUUUGAAGGUUACGGUGUAUUUGGUGAGUACUGUAGACCUACAGUAUCCCUACAGUAUUCUUUCAGGAAGCCCCAUUUGUUAUGCUAACCCCAAAUGGAACCUACGAUGGUUACUGUAUCGAUCUUCUGCACAAAAUCUCAAAAAUCCUCAAAUUCACUUUUACCAUCAGAAAAGUUCGUGACAAUGCUUAUGGCUCAAAAGAGCCGAAUGGAAAAUGGAAUGGAAUGGUUGGAGAACUACAAAGAGGGGUAAGACGGGAUUACUGUAGGUACAGUACCUCUACCGUACCCUUUCCAGGAUGCAGAUCUGGCUGUCGCAUCGCUGACAAUUUCCUAUAGUCGAAGUGAGGUUAUUGAUUUCACCGUACCCUACAUGCAUUUGGGAAUAUCGAUUCUUUUCAAGGUACACAGUACAGUACUCCUACAGUACUGUACUCCAAAUAUUUUUCUAGAAGCCAAGAAUGACCGAUUCGGAUUGGUUCAAGUUCAUGGAUCCGCUGAGCUACGAAGUCUGGCUGCUAACUUUCGGAUCUUACUGUAUUGUGUCGAUUGCGUUGUGGAUUAUUUCCAAGUGGGUUACUGUAGAGGGUACUGUAGAAAGGUUUCUGAUUUUUAAACGCUUUUCAAAUAUAAAAUUCGCUCCCCAUUUCUUCAAUCACGCGUGUACAAGUGGCUAACACACGCGCCUCACAAUCACACACGUUUUGCACCUCGGGUUCGAAUCCCGGUGCGCGCAAAACUUUUUUUUUGAUUUUCAAUCACUCAGAAUCAGUCCCUACGAACAAUUUCGUCUCGACGAAUCCACCGGUCAAUACGGCCCCGUCCCCAAUCAAUUCUCACUUCGCAACUCAUUCUGGUUCACCGUGUGCUCUUUGAUGCAACAAGGUUCGGAAUUGUGUCCGCGAGCUGUUUCGACGCGAUUUUUGACGGCCAUCUGGUGGUUCUUUGCGCUGAUUUUGAUCUCAUCUUAUACCGCAAAUUUGGCGGCGGUUAUGACGACUCGAAGAAUGGAAACACCGAUUGAGAAUGCGGAUGAUUUGGCGGCGCAGACGAAAAUCAAAUAUGGAACUUUGGGAAGAGGAUCGACGAUGUCGUUUUUUAAUGUUGGUUUGGGGGGGGGGGGUACUCUAUGUACCUUUAAAAAUAUCCAGAGACUUUUUAAAGGGCCAUACCGUAUCUUAAUGAUUUCUCAAGAAAGCAAAACUGAGCUGGAAUUUCUAUAGAUUGAAAAAACAAAUGGGCAGAGAUUUCAAAUUUCCACGUGGCAGGUCGAAUACUGUAUGUACCUAUAAAAAAUAUCCAGAGCCUUUUUAAAGGGACAUACCCUUGAUCUGAACCAAAAUUCUCAGAAUCUAAAAAAAAUUGGCUGAAAUUUUUCGUUUUUUUUUGCCACGUGGAAAUUAAAUAUGAAUAUUUUGACACGUGGAGUUUUUGACAAACAAAAAGUUGGGUACUGUAUGCACCUUUUAACAUUUCUAGCGCGAUUUUUAAAGACACAUACAGUACUCCUACAGUACUCAAUUUUUCCUUCAGGAAUCCAAGAUUGAGACCUACGAGAGGAUGUGGCAAUUGAUGUCAAGUCAACCAGCAUUAUUCGUGUCUAGUUCGAAAGAGGGAAUUGCGAGGGUCAAGGUACCUAGAUUACUGUAGCUACAGUACUCCUACAGUACCCUUCUAUUUUCAGAGCUCCGAUUACGCCUAUCUAAUGGAAUCCUCAAUGUUGGAGUAUGCAGUAGAGCGCGAUUGCGAACUGAUGCAAAUUGGCGGGCUUUUAGAUCAAAAAGGUUACGGUAUCGGAUUGCCGAAAGGAUCACCGUAUCGAGAAUUGAUAUCCACUGCUAUUUUGAGAUUGCAGGAGAAAACCGAGUUGACGGAACUCAAAGAGAAAUGGUGGAAAGAUAAAAGUAUUGUGUGUGAGCAGGCGAAGAGGAAGGAUGAUCAGGAUGAUGGAGAAUCGAUUGGCGGGAUUUUUAUCAUUCUGGUGGGUUACUGUAGCGAAAAGGGUACUAUAUUCUUUGCAGGUUGUUGGUUUGGUUCUAACUACUGUACUCAUAAUCUGGGAACUUCUUCUAACUCGUCAAUCAAUUCGUCGAACAACUCCACCAGAAGAAUGCGAUGUUCCAAUGCCUCCCGAAAUUUUUACGUUUCAAAUCAAUCCACAAUGUCCUUUUGAAUAA